AUGUUUGAUGAUUUCGACGAGCAAGGUCAGCAUUUGCUGAGCUCCCUCCAUCUCGGCCCUGCCGAAGAAGAGCCUACCCGCCGCGGCGCUGCCUCUCGAGCGAACAGUGUACGGUUUGACGAAAGUGCACUGCGGGGAGCAGACUGGUCUAGUCAAAGCAACCGCCACUCUGGCGAGUUUGGACCUCCACGCCCAAGCAGUGGCCUGAUGAUGGAGAGGUCGUUAUCUCAUAAAUCGGACGGCCGUCACAGUUCAGCGGGCCAUUCAGUUCACUCCUUCCAUUCCGUGGCAUCUGGCCGAGCCAGUAGCUUGGGUCUGGACACCAACUUCAUGGUCAGCAGCCACGAAGAUGACUCUCCCCUGGACAUGCCAGAGCCGCCACCAGGCCUCUUUUUCUUGGGAUCCGUACCAACCAUCAUCCGAUGCUGGCUCACGACCAACUUUUGCCACGAUACGGUGCUGUAUGCCGAUCUGUGUACGGGUUCCCAAAAGUCUGUGGUGGACUAUUCUGUCGUCAAGGACCUUGACUUGUUGGACGAGGUUCAACGUGAUGUGGACGGCACGUACAAGAUCCGACUCUCCGUGUACCUAGUCGAAGCGACCGUGUCCGAACGUAGCAGUCGGUCUUCAAGCCCAGGCCAUCAGAUGCCUAGCCUUCUGACUACGUUCGAGGUGUCUGGCAUGGAGCAGUCCGAAGGAGCCGAACCAAAGAAGGGCGUUCAGAUUUUCAUCGGCAGCGACACCCUCCGUGCUCAUCAGGCCGAUAUCCUCCUGUCCCAGAACCGCAUGUGUCUGUAUGGCAGCGAGCGUGAAAAGUUAUCAGUGCCAUUCGUACGCCCAGAGGAUGAAGGCGCGUUCAAGCACAUCAGCACAACCAACUUCAUCCCGGAGAAGCCUCGCCUCAACGCCAACGCCGCGCCAUUCGUAUCUGGGGACCCACGACCGCAGGCCUCUACGAUGCACGAUGCACUGGAAAAUAGCGUCUCUAGCAUGCAACCUGAGGAUGCCGAGUCUCAGGGCCCCUUAUCUCCAUUGGGACAUCACUCUGUACCCAACAAGUCGAUUGGAGCCAGCAACCUGUCUGAAAGUGGCGGGGAGAGUGAGAGGGCAGGUAAAGAUCACGCCAGUGGGUCCGAGUCUGGAGCGAGAGAGCCUCUGAUGGUGCAAAACAGUUCAGCCAGCACAGAUGGCAGCCGACGUGAGUCUGCUGGUGGCAUUUGGGGCUCAUGGCGUCAGGGUACUUCGGCAAGCGGUAGCGAGAACGGGCAGCGGGACGCCAAUGGUCCCUUGAGCGGCUACCAGCCUGCGGGUCGCGGAAGUCGGAAUAUGAAGGUGCUGAAGCCCCUGAAAUCGGGUUCAUCAUCUUCUGCCCGAACCGGGGCGGCUUAUGAGCCGCCUCCAGCGCCCAGGACCAGCGGCGAACACCGCCGAAAGAGCCAGGCCAGUCUAGUGGCAGAGAGCACGCCCCCAGCAGCGGUUCGCUGGGAACCCAAGAGGACAGUUAGUAGUGUCAGCAGUACGGCGGAACCCAAGGCCCAACGCGAAACGAAGAACGCCGGCCCGCCUUUGCCCCGGUCGGUGAACCCAAUCGGAGGCGCGUCUGCGUUUUCGUGGAUGAACCCGGCCGGCAAAGCGAAGCCCACGGCAACGGCCGAGUAG
Colletotrichum spaethianum is the source of this 1659-nucleotide messenger RNA. RefSeq lists its product as uncharacterized. The transcript has a single exon. The coding region runs from base 1 to 1659 and encodes 552 amino acids. Lineage: Eukaryota; Fungi; Ascomycota; Sordariomycetes; Glomerellales; Glomerellaceae. The record is from RefSeq and is a predicted model, not a curated record.